Brachypodium distachyon (stiff brome) is the source of this 2675-nucleotide messenger RNA. RefSeq names its product DNA repair protein XRCC2 homolog. The record is from RefSeq and is a predicted model, not a curated record. Gene Ontology annotation, cellular component: Rad51B-Rad51C-Rad51D-XRCC2 complex; replication fork. Lineage: Eukaryota; Viridiplantae; Streptophyta; Magnoliopsida; Poales; Poaceae. Gene Ontology annotation, molecular function: DNA binding; ATP-dependent DNA damage sensor activity; ATP binding. Bases 92 to 1108 code for a protein of 338 amino acids. The transcript has 10 exons. Gene Ontology annotation, biological process: double-strand break repair via homologous recombination.
GAACUCGGUCGAGCCAAGCGCCGCAAAAUCAUAUACGGAGUACACAGAACCCCGGUGAAAAAGAGGGGACAGUGCCUCCAGAACCCUAGCAAUGGCCCGGGAGGCAGGAGGGUCCCCUAGAGAAUGGCUUGCCGUAGACGAGACGGCGGCGGCAUUCCUCUCCCGCUCCCUCGCCGCGCGGCCCCCCAUCCUCCUCCCGCCGCCACUCCACCGCGCGCCACUCCGCCCGGGCAAUGUUGUUGAGAUUGCUGGUCCGUCCAACUCCGGCAAGUCCCAGCUGCUCCUCAUGGCUGCAGUUCAGUGCAUACUACCAAAGGAGUGGGCGGGUGUCUAUUUUGGGGGCCUGGGUAAAGAAGUCAUGUACAUUGACCUGGACUGCCGAUUUGAUGUGCUACGACUGGCUCAAAUUCUGAGGAACCGCAUUGCAGAGGGUUGCGGUUCAGCACAUCCAAUAAAUGAACAAUUUGUAAAGGAUGGCACCGAAGAUAUACUGUUUACUGAUUGCAUGAAGCGAUUCUUCUAUGUCCGUUGUUACAGUAGUUCUGAACUUAUAGUUGUUCUGAAGACUGUAUAUUCUCAAUCCAAAGCAAGGAGAGCUCUUGGUGUUGGUAUUUAUUUCCUGAUGCUAGACAGCAUUGGUGCGUUUUAUUGGAUAGACCGUUGUUCUCAACCUACCAGAGACAGUAAAGGGAAAACUCAGUCACUUCAGAGUAUCACUGAGAGUGUUGUCCAAGAAAUACGGAAGUUUUUACAACUCCAACCUAUUUUAGUGUUGGUGAGUAAGGCACAUAUUUAUGGUGAAGGAAUCACAACAUCAAAUGACUUUCAAAGGGGUACUUCCAAAUUCCUGACAGAGGAUUCAACAGUUUUGAGAUAUUCAAAACGGGAAGAAGAAAUUAACACCUCAUGCCGUGAAUACAUGCCAUCAGUAUGGCAGACAUUUGUUACGCACAGGAUAAAGUUACAAGAUUUAGUACAGGAAUCAGGAAUUUCCUCUGAGCAGGAAAGCGAGGUGCUUUCUAUACAUACUUCUGAGUGGGUUCGGCCUUCCCUCAACAUAAAGGAGAAGUUCUAUAUUAGGGAUAGUGGUGUUGUCGUUAUACAGUGAAGCCUAUUGGUUUCUUUGCUGGUGAAUAUCAGGACUUGUCCAACUUCCUGUCAAUGCUGUUUUUGACUUGUGAUGUGUGAAAAAAAGGUCUGAGCAGAGAUGCUGAGGUAAUAUCUCUAUCUUACUCCUCUGGUAUCGCAUGGAUACCCUAAGCCUAAGGUGAGCGCUGAGUAGACAUGCCUGCUUUUAUAUAGUAAAAUAUUUUAAAGUUUUCUCAAUCCAACCAACUAGCAAAGAAUUCAGAAGUUCUGGCAAAUAAUUCACAAGUUCCGGCAUGGAAGUCAAUAAACGUAUCAGACAAAGAUGAGAAAUGAUGUACUGCAUGGUUUCCUACUUCCUUUUAUUGGCUCUUUGUGGGGUUUUCUUACUGUUUGACAUGAUUUUUUUCUAGUUAUGUUUCUGUAUUAUUGUAUUGUGGAGAUUUUGACGAUUGCAGUAAGAUAACAGAUUAUGUUUCUUGUAUUUAUCGAAGUUGUUCUUUCUCUAAUAGAGAGAAGGGGAGUCAAUACUGUUUGGUUAUUCAUAUUGCAGAACUUUUAGGUUCAGUAUGCAACUGGCUAUAGUUCUUUUGGUUGUAUCAUCUUCAAAUACACUCGAUCAGUUAAUCUGACGGAAUGAACAUGUCCAUGUCAGUUUUGAAGCUUCCGAAAGGCUUGCAGGGGCAUAGAAGUGUUGCGUGUGCACGUGCUGUUUUCUGCACUGAUACAAUUAUUUAGAAAUGAAUAAGUAGGCUGAUUAAUUUUCUCUGAAUAAUGCACGAUCACUAUAAUUUAAUUUAAUCAUACCUCGUUGUCAGAAACUACUACUAAUGUCCAACCAUAAACUGACAAAACAUCAUUAGCAUAUUAACAUAAGAGUGUAACAUUUGUAAAUCAUAAACACUCAGAUUGAUCAGGCAACCUUGUGUCUCGUCUUGUGAUGUUUGGCACUACAUAGUGGGACCUGGAAUUAUAGUUUACGUUGCUCCUCGGAAAAGCAGGCCUGACUUGUUUAUAUCGUCUGGAUAAUGGCUGUUUUGCACUGAUAUGAUGCGUGUAUACUUCAAGUGCAUGUUUGAAUCAAUGUGCAUGACAUUUUCGUUUGUGAAUGGUCAUUAGGAAGUAUACCGGUUAUUUAACCAAAGACUAGAGAGGUCAGAUGGAGAUUGGAGAACUACAAGGCGAUAUGCUGCAGAUGCACUAGAAAUUUGUCAGGUACCAUUACCUAUUUACCUUUCUAGUCAUGUGGCAGCCUGAUGCUGCGUCCUUCAUUCCUUAUAAUUUUGUAGAUCUGUAGGUCCUGACUCGUCACAUGCCAGAAACCAAGGUUUUUGUUAUUCCGACCGAACAUAACAAGGCCUAAAAUUAACUUGUUGAUUUAUUCUUGGCCAGCUGACUGUUUGUUGCUGUGUACCAUUCACCAUUGUGUUAGGAUAUGAAUAUGUAUGUUCUAGUGUGUUUGUUUUGUUAUCAGCCCGUUAUAUUAUUUCAUCAAGUCGUCAAGCACUAUGAGAAACUUUGUAGUUGAGACAUCUCAUUUGAUGCUGUGAUUUUUUGCAUGUUUCCUAUAUAGAAAUCUGUUCUUGUUC